CUUCUAUCGAACUCCAGCGCGUUUUCAUCGCGAAACUUGUCCCCUUGACUCUGUUGCAUCCGAGUAAUCGUCCUCUCUUUCAGUAAAGGUUGUCCAUCAUUCACCAUGGGCGGCAGGGACGAGGCCAACGGCACUCCCGACCCUGUUGAGAAGGGGUUCGCCACCCUCAGUACUAUCCGGAUCGGUGUGAAGGCCAUGGUACAGAAAGAUGGCGAGUUACGAAAAGCGGAAAUUCUGUCCAUAAAGCAGCGUAAAGAUGGGCCCUCAUUCUAUGUCCAUUAUGUUGAUUUCAACAAGCGUCUUGAUGAAUGGAUCGCCUCGUCACGUAUCGACCUGUCGCAUGAGGUUGAAUGGCCUCAGCCAGAAAAACCAGAGAAGAAGAAAGCCGGUCCUAGUAACAAGGCUCCAAGCAAGAACGCACAGAAACGCGUCAGAGCCGAGAGUCGCGAUGUAUCAGCAACGCCUGACUUGCUCACGGGGAAGAACGCCAACGUAGGCAAAGCCCAACGUCCCUCCAAGGCGGGCGGGAAAGAGAACCGCGGCGAUGAGACACCUGUGAACCUCUCUUUCGGUGGCUCUGAAGCCGUCUCUGCUGACGGGACACCCAAACCUGAUUCUGACGAUGUGGACAUGAUCGAUGUCGGUUUCUCCAAAGAUGUCAAGGAAGAGGAGAAGGCUCUGGGCCUCAUGUCCCGCGAGGAGGAGAUUGAGAGGCUACGCACCAGCGGCAGUAUGACGCAGAACCCUACGGAGAUUCACCGUGUGCGGAACUUGACACGACUACAAAUGGGCAAGUACGAUGUGGAGCCGUGGUAUUUCUCGCCUUACCCGGCCUCUUUCUCUGAUGCGGACAUUGUGUACAUUGAUGAAUUCUGCCUGGGUUAUUUCGACAACAAGAGAUCUUUCGAGCGUCACCGCUCCAAAUGCACUCUGGUGCACCCUCCCGGAAAUGAGAUCUAUCGGGACGACUACAUCUCCUUCUUCGAGGUUGAUGGCCGGCGUCAACGGACGUGGUGCCGUAACCUCUGUCUUCUAAGCAAGCUUUUCUUGGACCACAAGACCCUGUACUACGAUGUCGACCCCUUCCUGUUUUACUGCAUGUGCAGCCGUGACGAAACCGGUUGCCACCUAGUUGGCUAUUUCUCUAAGGAGAAAGAUUCAGCAGAGGGCUAUAACCUGGCCUGUAUUCUGACCCUUCCUCAAUAUCAACGGCGUGGCUACGGCCGUCUCCUGAUCUCUUUCAGCUACGAACUGAGCAAGCGUGAAGGCAAACUUGGCUCUCCCGAGAAGCCGCUCAGUGAUCUGGGUCUGCUGGGAUACCGACAGUACUGGCGAGAAACGCUCGUGGAAAUUCUCAUGGAGUCUGGCCGGGAAAACAUCAGUGAACAUGACCUUUCGCUGCAGACCUCUAUGACUGAGAAAGAUGUCCAUGAAACAUUAGUUGUGUUCAACAUGCUCAGAUAUCAUAAAGGAAAUUGGGUCAUAGUCCUAACAGACCAAGUCGUCGAGGAGCACAAAAAGCGUCUCGAGAAAGAGAAACUCAAGGGGGCUCGUAAAAUUGACCCGGCUCGCCUGCAAUGGAAGCCACCAGUUUUCACUGCAUCGUCACGCACGUGGAACUGGUAAGCCGACAGAAAGAAAUCCAAUUCCGUGGUCCGUGGCCCUGUGACCCGGCCAUGAGAUACAUGGAUCCGUGAUAUAUACAAGACCUUCCUUCUAGCUCGCGACGUCAGCGAGGUUUGAUACCCCACUUCCUCCCCCUAUUCCCUUCACCCUUUCUCUUCUGUUUUUUUCUUCGCCUGGAGUCUCGUGGUGUUUUGAGGUCUUUAUGGUGUCUCGUAGAUAUGGGAUUCGUUAUUAUAUUGACCCUUUUUUCUUUUAGAAGUGAAGUUACCGGUGAAUGUGGACGGUAUGAAAACACUUUGUCGUGUUCUGUGGAGUAAGAAGUGAUGGUGUUCUACGGUUUGCUCUUGCGUUUAUUCGGGUCUAGAAACUUCAGUACUUUCGCACUGGUUUGAAUAUAAUGCCGCUUAGAUAUGACAGACAAAUGAAGAACUGCGAGC
Molecule: messenger RNA, 2063 nt
Organism: Aspergillus saccharolyticus JOP 1030-1
Lineage: Eukaryota; Fungi; Ascomycota; Eurotiomycetes; Eurotiales; Aspergillaceae
Product: NuA4 histone acetyltransferase complex catalytic subunit ESA1
Exons: 6
Coding region: 106-1626 (506 amino acids)
Biological process (GO): regulation of DNA-templated transcription
Molecular function (GO): histone acetyltransferase activity
Source: RefSeq, a predicted model, not a curated record